Messenger RNA from Leguminivora glycinivorella, 5136 nucleotides. Its product is annotated as agrin-like. Lineage: Eukaryota; Metazoa; Arthropoda; Insecta; Lepidoptera; Tortricidae. The transcript has 18 exons. Bases 134 to 3412 code for a protein of 1092 amino acids. Gene Ontology annotation, molecular function: protein binding. Gene Ontology annotation, biological process: multicellular organism development; cell differentiation. The record is from RefSeq and is a predicted model, not a curated record.
ACUGCGCAUGUCUACAGUUCAUUCAGUCGUAACCCCAGUCGCACCUCGUCUUUCAACCAAACACAUUGUUACUGCGAUUUCGACCGGUCUACAUUGGAGCAGCGUAAACACUUACUAACGAUGCAAGAGGAGGAUGCGUAAUGGUGGCAGAGAGGUUCCAUGCCGGCACGGCAGGAUGGUGACCAUCCGGGCGUCGCUACUGUCUUUACUAGUGGUGGCCGCUAGCGGUUGCUAUUUGUUUCCUAGUGACGUAACUAACCCCUGCAUCGGGGUGACGUGCGGGCCAGGCGCCCAAUGUCGGCCGUCGGCUGACGCCCAGUCCUACACCUGCGAGUGCCCGACGUCGUGCCCCAGCUACGGGGACCACGAGGGCUCGCGGCCGCUCUGCGCCAGCGACGCCCACGACUACCCGGGCGAAUGUGAGAUGCGAAGGGCCGCCUGCGAGACUAACACAAACAUUACCUUCAAGUAUUACGGCAAAUGUGAUCCGUGCGCCGGCGUGACCUGCCCAGACCCCGAGCUGUGUCAGCUGGACGAGAACCGCGCGCCGUCCUGCCGCUGCGCAGAGCCGUGCCCGCUAGAGUUCUCCCCCGUGUGCGCGUCCGACGGCAAGACCUACUCCAACGAGUGCCAAAUGCACAGGGAGUCUUGUCGCGCUAGGAAACAAUUGAGGGUCAUCUUCAAAGGGCAGUGUAGUACCGGAGUGAACCCAUGUGCGGAAGUGGAGUGUCGGCACGGAGCCGAGUGCCGAGUAGAGGGCGCCGGCGCCGCGGUGUGCGCGUGCCCGCCGCCGUGCGAGCCGGUGCUGCGUCCCGUGUGCGGCUCCGAUGGCACGCACGACAGCGAGUGUGAGCUGCGCCGCGCGGCUUGCCUGCUCGGGAGGGAGCUGCGUGUCCUCCAUGCAGGGCCCUGUGGUUCAAACGGUAUCUGCGCGGGCCGAGUAUGCCCCCACGGCGGCGAGUGCGUCGCAUCAGGCGGCCGCGGGGUGUGCCGCUGCCCGCGCUGCUCCAACGAGUCCAACGAGUUCGCACCUGUCUGCGGCUCUGAUGGUAUCUCGUACGGCAACCGCUGCAAGCUGCAGCUCGAGGCGUGCCGGCACCGCAGGGAUGUCACCGUGCUGUACGACGGACCUUGCAAUGGAUGCGAGAACAAGAAAUGCGAGUUCUAUGCUGUAUGCGAAAGUGAUGGAAUCUCAGAAGCCAGUUGUGUCUGUCCUAAACACUGCGAGGAAGGAACAGAGACAGAGGAAGUGUGCGGCAAUGAUAAUAAGACCUACAGCAGCGUGUGUUCGCUGCGUGACGUAGCAUGCCGUGAAAAGCGGCGACUUCAUGUCAAACAUAUGGGCUCUUGUGAGUCCUGCAUAGGCGUGGAAUGUCCAAGCGGCACCUGGUGCGCGCGCGGGCAGUGCGCGUGUUCCAACCCAUGCGCCGAAGUGCCGCGCGAGCCCGUGUGCUCGAACACGCGCAGUACAUUCGUGCACGAGUGCGCUUUGCAGCGCGCUGCCUGCGAGGCGCGCAUGCGCGGCGAGCCGCCUCUGCGCGUCGCUUACUAUGGCGAGUGUGCUGAGGAGGAACACACCACGGCAGGAGAUCUCAAGCGAAAGAGAAGAGGAGAGAACGAGAACUCCAGCGAGCCGACUGGCACGGCGGUAUGCGCUCGCGUCCAGUGCGCGUAUGAAGCCACUUGCGCUGUUGACUCCAAUGGACAACCAAGAUGCGCGUGCCUAUUCGAUUGUGCGGCUGCGGCAGCCGCGGCAGCUACGUCGGCGCCUGUGUGCGCGUCCGACCUGCGGCUGUACCCCACACUGUGCCACAUGAAGCUGGAGUCGUGCCGCCGGCAGGAGGAGCUGCGGCUGCGGCCGCUGGCGCUGUGUCGCGGGCUAGAGUUCAGACCAUGUGGUGACGACGAGCCGGUGACGGACGCGGAAGGCCGGCCCGUGGACUGCGGCGGCGGCCCGCGUCGCAAAGACUGCCCUGUAGGGAGUUAUUGCCAUCACACCACUAAAGCAGCACGAUGCUGCAGAAAAGACAAAAGUCAACCCGAGAAAAAGACCUGUCAAGAAUCUUGGCACGGCUGCUGCGCCGACGGGGUGACGGCAGCGCUUGGGCCCGGCGGCAGCGGCUGUCCGUCGCAGUGCGGCUGCCACCGGCUCGGCGCCGUGGCCGAGCACUGCGACGCCGCCGGCCAGUGCGCCUGCCGGCCCGGCGUCGGCGGGCUCAAGUGCGACCGCUGCGAGCCCGGCUACUGGGGCCUGCCGAGGAUCGGCACCGGACACAUGGGCUGCAUACCUUGCGGCUGUUCAGCUUUCGGUUCCGUUCGCGAAGACUGCGAACAAAUGACGGGGCGCUGCGUGUGCAAGCCUGGCAUCCAAGGGCAGAAGUGUACGGUGUGCUCCAACCAUGAACACGCACUAGGGCCUAAUGGAUGUUUCGACCCGGAAUCGACGCAACUGCCAGCGACGAGUUGCGAGCACAUGGCUUGCUACUUCGGCGCGUACUGCGUGGUGCGCAGCGGGCUCGCGCAGUGCGAGUGCGGCGGCGGCGACUGCGGCCCCGGCGAGGCGCCCUCAGUCUGCGGUAGCGACGGCCGCACCUACCUGUCCGCUUGCCACCUCCGCACGCACGCCUGUAGGACGCAAUCCGACAUCGUCGUGCAGGCCUUCGGCCCCUGCGCCGACGACGGCGCGCAGCCGCACGUUAGGCGAGGUAAAAUGAACAGUGAUGCACCUUUGCAAACGAAUGAGGUCCAGUCCCGAUGCGUUCCGAAGCCGACGCCGAUGAUAGUCGAGGAUGUCGAAGAGGAGUUGACGAAUGAGAUCGGAGAAUAUUCGAUUUAUGAUGACUUUGAAGAUGUGGAGGAAAUAUAUAGAAUGCCCCUGUUUGAUGGUUACGCUCGGAUGAUGGCCCGAACGAGGCUGCCCGCCAAACGGUUCGAUAUCUGGGCUGAAGUCUCGGCAGUUUGUGAUGAGGGAACGCUCCUGAGUGCGGCCGGACCCAGGGACAACUUGUGGCUCGGGCUAGCUGAAAACAAAGCUGUCUUACGUUGGAACGCUGGCAGCGGACCGAUGGAGUUGCGUGCCGGGAAAGUGAGAUUUGACGGCCGGUCAAAGAUUUCUGCCAGGCGGUACAAGAAGGAUGGGAUGUUGCGGAUGGGGAAAGCGACCGCGAGAGGCUCAACGCCAGGCCGGAUGACUUCGCUGGACGUUGACCCGUUCAUCUACAUCGGUCGUCCGCCGGAGAACAUUACCAAAAGGUUGCCCGGGGCCCCAUCGCUGUCCGGGUUCGUGGGCUGCGUGCACCGGUUGCGCGUGAGCGGGCGCGACGUGAUCCCGCCGGCGCGCGGGUUGACGCUGCGCGGGCAGGGGCUGCGCGCUUGCACGCCGCGCAACCUCGCGCAGAUCGUGUGCCCCUAGUACCUGUUUUAAAACGCACUACAAAAUCCCUGUUGAAUUUACGUAUAUAGCAAAGUUUAUAUAAGGUCAAUAUAGGUAUGUGUGCUUUACCCCCCGUAUGGCUAGUGUGUAACUAAGCUAGUAUAUAAGUGUGUCAGUCCUUUUUACUCAUUGUCACAGGUGUUUUUGCGAGUUCACACUUUGGCUACUUGCUACUCAUGAUGAGUGGACACUGGACAACGUAUGAACUUUUCAUUGUUCAAACACGCCAGACACACUUCUCCGUAUGACACACUUAUCUGUAUUGACCUUACCUAUCUUGUGGGGCAGAUAUACGGGUCUGCCGUUUAACCGAGAAUGAUCCUUUCCGUUGUCUACGUUUUAAACCUAGAUUAAUUAUUUUUAACGGAGCGUUUGUCACAUUGAAACAAAAAAAUCACGCUUUUGUGAUGAAAUUAAUGGUUAACAAUUUCGUGUACCUAAUGCUCCAACGUGUUAAUAUUAGUUUUAGUGGAUAAUAAUUAUAUUUGUUAUUAAACUAUUGUUUCUGAAGGUCUCGGAGGAAAUAAACCAGAGAAAUCUUCACAUUACUCCUUUAUAUAAAAACUAGCGUGAGCCUUAAUUAAACGAAGUGUUAAUAACAUAAUGUUCGGUAAAAUAAAAUGUUAUAAACUAGGGACCGAAACAGAUAUUAUUGUGGUGCCAAAAGUGUUUUACAGAUUGGGAUUUGGCUGGACAUGGGAUGAUAAUAAUUAUAAAAUUUUCAAAAGGUACUCUAACCUUCUAUUUAAUUGGCAAUAUUAUAAUGGAGUGACUGUCAAAGUUAGCAAUAAAUGAUAGUAAUAAAAUUAAUAUCGUAUAUCACUCUUUUAAAGUGAAUUUUCAAGUUAACUAAUUCAAAUUAUGUAUUCUAACUUCUAAAUAGAUCAAUAACGAGAAAUGACGUCAUGCUCCCCGGCAGAACCACAUUGUCUUUCGGAAACAUAAACAUAUCAGAAAAUUUGGAAAAAUUCUAUACGCCUAGUUUUUAUGUAAAUCUAAUUUCAAAGUGGUUCUGCUACGAGCUUCCUCCCAGCAGAACCACCAAGAUAUUCAUCUAACUACACAUGCUAUUUACACGUAUACCACAUCAAAUAAUUAUAUAUUAAUUCUAUAUUUAUCUAGUUAACUAUAUCACUCUUUUUAUUCUGAAUACACAGAUAUACGACAUGUCAAACUAGAGGUACUAUGUAUGAAGCGCCUGCACAAGUUAUCGUAGCAAAUAAUGAGUACUAUAUCUUUGCUAAGCUUUGCAUCAAGGCGUUGUUCAGAAUAUUUAGUUUGACAUGUCAUAAAUUCGUGUAUUCAGAAUAAUCAGAGUGAUUUAGUAAACUAGAUAAAUAUAGAGUUCAUAUAGAAUUAUUUCAUGUGGUAUACGUGUAAAUAGCAUGUGGCGUUAGAAGAAUAUCUUGGUGGUUCUGCUGGGAGGAAGCUUUGUAGCAGAACCACUUUGAAACUAGGUUUACACAAAAAAACUAGGCAUAUAGAAUUUUUUCAAAUGGUCCUAGAAUUUUAUAGAUAUCUUAUAGAUAUUUUCUGAUAUGUUUAUGUUUCCGAAAGACCAUGUGGUUCUGCCGGGGAGCAUGACGUGAGAAAUGUGAUAAAGGUUAUGAAUUCAUGUAAAAUAUCAAAAUGUGUAUCACUAUUUUCUAUUACAUAUCUAAUACUGUGCAUUUGUAAUAAAGUCUCUUGUUAUAUAAAAACCA